This is a messenger RNA of Cylicocyclus nassatus, 2275 nucleotides long. The record is from the annotation of a GenBank genome assembly. Lineage: Eukaryota; Metazoa; Nematoda; Chromadorea; Rhabditida; Strongylidae.
AUGGAAGUGGAUGUCCACCGGUAUUCGCAGCCAGGAAACUCAAAGGAGGCGUAUCUGGCCACUUGCACGUUACCGUGCGUUGACACGUCUUCAACAGAAUCUUUUUACGGUUCCGCAAGCUAUCUGGAUCUGCGGAGGAAGUUCUUGAAACCGUAUGAUCACUGUUGGAAUAUCUUUUUGACAUGGAGUGGGAGUCAAAUGAAGUCCGCUCAGAACCAUAAACAUUGUUGCGACACAUUUGCCAAACUAGAGAAGACGAAAUCAAGCAUAGAGGAGGCAAGAGUCAAAUAUGAGAAUAUGAAUGAUAUGAUCAGAACGCUUGAGCAAUUGAGAUGCAGCUUGGAGCAGCAUAUUCGGAUGGUUAGGCUCAAUGAAAGCUCCUUUGGUGGAGCAUCCUCCGUUUUGGAGUAUGAUUCUGCCAAAUCUCGUACCAACAAUCUAAUCAAUGUGAUCAAGGCCAGGUCACAAUGGGACAGAGCUAUGGAGUAUCUACAGGAGGAAGGACGUGAUGAUCAGCAGAAAAUGUAUGAAUGUUUAGCGGAUAUGCAGAACAGCCAAGAAACGCUCGCUAACUUCCUUUCGAAUGGCUUCGAUACAAAAGAGUUCGAGGAGGUGAAGGAUCGUUUCUUGGCUUGGCAGAGUACAGCACUGAUUUUUGCCAUUCAACAAGCUGAUUUUGACAAACUGACGGAGAUUCAGCAGACUUACGAGAGCUUAGGGCGCAAGGAUGAAUUCAUCUCUAUCUUUCGCCGUGUAUCCAUUAAUAGGUUGCGGGAGUUCAAGGCGGAGUUCUCUUCAGUGCAACUCAUCAUCGAUGCCCUAUAUAAAGAGCUGGAAUUCGUAUUCACCCAUCAUCACAAAGUGCUGCGGCGCUUCCUGAACGAUGACGCUGCUUCGACUGUGCUUUCCGAGGCCAUCCAGCAAGGUCUGAGUGAGAUAAACUUGACAGAAUCGUUUGCAAACCUUCUGUCUAGCGAUGAGAAUCCGAUCGAAUCACUUCAGAAAGUUUCGCAGUUUCUUGCCAGUCGUUCUGAUGCUACCAUGGCUGGUCUCACCACCACUUCUCAACAGUUGAAAGCGAAGAUCAUAGAAGAUCUUGCAGAUCCAUUCCGGUCGGCUCUGUUAUCCUACAUUUUGUCGAAAAUCAACGCUUUGGAUUUGAACAGCGGAUCAUUUCGAGCACGUGUGGAAUCUUUGAAAACAGCAAUAGCCGAGCUGCUGCAUCUCCUUACAGAUGUGUUUGUUCACAGUGAAGCUCUGUUUGGACAUGACGUUAAGAAUGUGGUACAACAACCAAUUGAUAAAGGCCUAGAGAACUUUCUGGCGAAGCUGAAAUCAUGGGAAUACUGGUCAGACAGUCAACGCCGACCCCGUUCCUUGGAAGACAUAAUUACAGUAUGCUCAGCAUCUGGACAGCUCGUAUACGGCUUGCAAGAAUUCAAAGCAAUGGUAACGAAUGUAGAGCCAUCAUUGUCCCCUAAUAUCAAAUCAGCUUUGAAAUGGAACAGAGGUGUUUGCGAUAAUGUGAUCAAGACUGCGAAUGACAAAGUGGUAGUGAAGAUGAAGGCCAAAAUGGAGGAGAUUAAAACAACAGUUACGAAAGGACCCCCAAUGAGCAAUCUUCCAGCAUUCAGCACACCACCUCACGAGUACAUCACUACAGUAGGACAGGAACUGCUUCAACUAUUUCAUCUUUGGGAGCAAUUCUUCUUGGAUGACAAUGUUGUUCAGUCAUUCUACAUUGCUCUAAAAAAGAAAUUUGAAGGCGAUGACCUAUUCAAAAAGACUGUAUCUGAUGUGGCAAAUAACGUGAUCACCGAGUUUGUCAGUUCGAUAGGUGAUCCAGGCACUUUGUCGAAGGAGGUUGCUAGGCAAUUCCAUGCUGAUACAGUGUUUCUCAAGGAUGCUUUCGAAGAUCUUCGCACUGGGAACGUGGAACAACUGACCGCUCUAGAAGCACAGCUGGAGAGCAGGUAUGCACAAUAAUACGAAGACUGUUAUUUCACUCGCAGCGCAGUUUCAAUCUGUUUCUAAUACUCGAGAAGAUCAUAUGUAUCAUGAUGUAUGCGUUCUAGAAUUUCUGAACAUAAGCAUUGAUCAUUGUAGAGAUCUACAGGCAAUUCUAUCCUUACUGCUUUGUUUUUGAAAACCAAGAUGGAGUGUAUCAGCUCCGCUUCAUGAAUAACCAUAUAUGUGCAAAUUCUUAUUUAUUUCUUGUUGAAUGUGACUUUUAAUACGGGGUUGUUUGUGAGCAAGCUCUUGUUUAUUUAUUGGU